AUGGCUGGCUCACCCAAUUCCAACCUCCGCGCCUUCAACCACGCCGUCCACACCCUACUCAAACAUCCCGCCCAGUUUCUCCCACACCUCACAAUCCCAACCUUCACGUAUCUCCCAGAGGAACUAGGGCCGCACCUCACAAAGAUAACACGCUCUGUCCCCCCCAAAACAACAAACUUCCCUCCACAAAUCCUCUCCAAACUCGCUGCUCUCCGGCAAUCACCAACCUCUCCCUUCCGCCACCCAAACAGCAUCCUCAUCGUCUCCAACCGCGCGGGAAGUCACCCCAAAUACGACCAUGAGAUCUCAUCAUUAGAGUCGCAGCUCGCGCACCUCUCAAUCCCAGUCUUCCGACUCCCCGCCGGCGUGGAAAAGAAGCCGUUCUGCGGGGAUGAAGUCGUACAAUGGCUUCGAGAGCGGGAGGUUGUUGAUUCACCGGACCAGAUUGCCGUUGUUGGGGAUCGAUUGGGAACAGACGUCGUUAUGGCGGGUUUGAUGGGUUCGUGGAGUGUUUGGUGCAAAGAGGGUGUUUUUGAGCCUGGUGAGGUUGGGAAGCCGGAGCGUAAUAUCUUGGAGAAGAUGGAGGUUUGGGUUGAGAAAUACUUGAGGGGGAAGGGCUAUAAGGCCCCAAUGCCGAGGGAUUGGGAGAAGGUGUAG
Penicillium waksmanii is the source of this 657-nucleotide messenger RNA. Its product is annotated as phosphatidylglycerophosphatase. The transcript has 2 exons. The record is from RefSeq and is a predicted model, not a curated record. Lineage: Eukaryota; Fungi; Ascomycota; Eurotiomycetes; Eurotiales; Aspergillaceae. Gene Ontology annotation, molecular function: phosphatidylglycerophosphatase activity. Bases 1 to 657 code for a protein of 218 amino acids.